This is a messenger RNA of Nymphaea colorata (pocket water lily), 1466 nucleotides long. Its product is annotated as metal tolerance protein 10-like. The record is from RefSeq and is a predicted model, not a curated record. Lineage: Eukaryota; Viridiplantae; Streptophyta; Magnoliopsida; Nymphaeales; Nymphaeaceae. Gene Ontology annotation, cellular component: membrane. Gene Ontology annotation, biological process: monoatomic cation transport; transmembrane transport. The transcript is spliced from 6 exons. The coding region runs from base 72 to 1268 and encodes 398 amino acids. Gene Ontology annotation, molecular function: monoatomic cation transmembrane transporter activity.
GAUAUAUGGAGAAGCUUAACAGGAUUAUCUCCUUCUUCGUAGCUGUUCUUCGUGCAUCCAGUUAAGCGGAGAUGGUCAUGGAGAUUCGAACCGAUUCCCUGGAUUAUCGUACCGAGCUUCUCUCGCCUUUGCCCGAGGGCGACAGCACCAUAAGCUCGAGGGUACCAUCAUGGCGUCUCAACUUCAAUGAUAUCUCACUCCCUGAUCACACCAACAAUCAGCCCAAGGAGUUCCAUCAUCGACUACGAAAUUUUAGCAAGAAGAAAAAGGUUGCAGAGUAUUACAAAAAGCAGGGAAAGAUCCUUGAAGGCUUUACAGAGAUGGAGACCCUAAUCGAGUUGGGCUGCCUUCCUGGACUCACCGAGGAUGAGCUGAAAGAGCUGGCAAGGAGCGAGAAGAGCGCCAUUCACUUGUCCAACCUUGCCAAUCUAAUACUCUUCACGGCCAAAGUGUAUGCAUCGGUCGAAAGCAAGUCAUUGGCAGUCAUUGCCUCCACUCUUGACUCCUUGUUAGACCUGCUGUCUGGCUUCAUCCUUUGGUUCACAUCCCAUGCCAUGAGGAAGCCCAAUCAGUACAGAUAUCCCAUUGGGAAGAGGAGAAUGCAGCCAGUUGGGAUUGUGGUGUUUGCAUCAGUAAUGGCCACGCUUGGUUUCCAGAUACUGCUCGAGUCAGCUCGACAACUCAUUGCUCAGUCUCACCCGACAAUGGAUCGAGAGAAGGAGAGAUGGUUGAUUGGGAUCAUGGUGUCAGUUACUGUCAUAAAGUUUGGACUCAUGGUCUACUGCCAAAGGUUCAAAAAUGAGAUCGUCAGGGCUUAUGCCAAGGACCAUUUCUUCGAUGUCGUCACCAACUCGGUUGGUCUGGCCACAGCAAUCUUGGCAGUCAGAUUCCUCUGGUGGAUCGACCCAACUGGAGCCAUACUGAUCGCACUAUACACCAUGGGCACAUGGGCGAAGACAGUAUUAGAGAAUGUGUGGUCGCUGGUAGGGAAGACAGCGCCCCCCGAGUAUUUGCAGACUCUCACAUACCUCAUCUGGAAUCACCAUGUAGAAAUUAGGCAUAUUGACACUGUAAGAGCUUACACCUUUGGAUCCCAUUACUUUGUGGAGGUUGACAUUGUGCUUCCUGGGGACAUGCCACUAAGGGAGGCCCACGACAUUGGAGAAGAACUCCAGGAGAGGCUUGAGCAGCUUCCUCAGGUGGAGCGCGCAUUUGUGCAUUUAGAUUUUGAGUGUAGCCAUCGACCUGAGCAUAACAAGAAGGUGUAAUCUUAUGAAUCUGUUACCAUGACCUUUUCUGCUGCCAAGAACAACUUCUUAUGUCAUGUGGCUAAAUUGUCAUGUUUCUGCUUCAGGAUAUUGCAGUUUUAAUCCUCCAUUUAUACUAACAAACGUGUGAUAGCUCAAUUGUAUGUUGCAUUAUAAAGAUGAUAAACCCUUGUGUAGAGCGCAUGCUUCUUUUUCUUC